Messenger RNA from Trichobilharzia regenti, 10092 nucleotides. NCBI's taxonomy places the organism in Eukaryota, Metazoa, Platyhelminthes, Trematoda, Strigeidida, Schistosomatidae. The record is from the annotation of a GenBank genome assembly.
CUGACUCUGGCAAGUAUUAGAAAUGGUAGAAACUUUGAAAGAGUGCUUAGAUUACCACUGCAUAGAUAAAGAUGUUAAACAUAUUGAGAAGGCUUGCAACUUGUUAGUGUCAGCAUCAAAGUCAUGGAAACCCGGUCGGAACUUUAUUUACACGAGCCAAGAAGUUCUACGACUGGCAGUAUUGUCUGCGAAGGCUCGUCUAACCAAGAUUGUUUCUUCAGUUAUGCACAUAUAUGAAUGUAUAUUUGGAAGUAGUGGUGAAUUCACUGACCUGGUUUCAUUGCUAUUUUCCGAAGUAUCCUUCCAGGUGGGAGACUUCUCUGCUGAUAGCAUAAAUUUGGCCAUGAACCACAUUGAAAAGUCAGUAUACGAAGCCAUGGAAAAUGAUCAUGAUUACAUAAUUAAUAACUUGAUAAUAAUUUUGUAUAAAUUCGUUCGGGUCAAAUCGACAUCAUUCAAGAAAGCUGAUCUAAUCUUAUUUUUGAGGCAGAAAUUGAAGCAAUUAUUAGACACGCACAAUAAAAAUUUUUCAUGGAUCAUCAAGUUCGGGAUACUUCUCCUGGAAACAUAUGUUCAAGUAGGAUCCCGAAAAGAAGCAAGUCAGUUGCUGGAGACUUUGGCCAGUGGUGUUGCCCGCCAUGUUCCUGAAGCAAUGGUUGAACUUCUUGCGAUAGCCAGUGGAGCAAAUUUAGCGAGUGCCGAACGUUACAUCAGCUGGGUGCUUGGAGUUUAUAAUAACAACGAAGUUGGAUCUUCUGUAAACCAGCCAAUUAAGCACUUUCCCUCUAAUACAAAGGAAGGAAAUUUACAAAUGAGUGGCACAUUAGCACAAAGUUUAAUCAGUUUUGGUAUAGUACCAGCGAGUCGUCUAGCGAAGCUUCGAGCAAGUCCAAAGAAUCCCAUUGAACAAGUUGAUGAAUUUCUAAAAAUUCUACGACUACUUGAAAUUGAAGAUAAAAACGACGAGCUAUUACCGUUAUCUGAUAAACAGAUGGAAGACAGAGCUGUCACUUUAGAAGAUCAAGUUAUUAAUCAUGAGAGUAAUGAUAAUACUGACAGUAAUUCUGUAACACUAAAUAAUUCUGAAGACACUAUAGAAGAUGCACUGUCUCCAAAGUAUUUAACAAGUGAAACACGAUUCAAACUGUUAGUACGUCUGUCACAAUUGGCUCUUGAUCGUGAACUACUGCAUAUUUGUCAGAAAUGUAUCAAACAGUGUGAAAAUCUCAUUAAAAAAGAAAAAUUACCGAAUAAAGAAUCAGCCAGUUUCAUGAUUCAGUUUAUUUCUUUGGAGGCAAAUACUCAAAAGAUAGCAGUAACAGUACCCAGAAUGUCUAAUCAAUACCUAACAAUUCACUACCAUGCCAUGCGAAAAUGUCAUACCCUGUUGGAACAAUAUCUGUCGAAUUCCAUCCAGCAACCAGAAACGGCAACACAAGGCUGUCUUACACUAUGGCAUAUGUGUUUACCCCUAAUACAACAUGACGUCCAAACUAGACUGAAAACAACUAAAAGCUUACAGUUAAUCAUCGACUACUUAACUAAACAAGACAGUCUACACUUUCGUUUGCGCUGCCAGUUGCAUAUGACUAUGGCUUACUGUCAAGCUGAUAUGGAACAGAUCACUCAGGCUAUAGACAAUAUUGAGAAGGCGAUUAAAUUUGAUGAAACAGGAGAAUUUUCUACAAAUUUGAAUUAUUUUAAAAAGUGUUUAGUACUCCGUUCAAAUUUAUACGAAGCUCCAAGUACAACAAUUGAACAGGCACGUCAAAUUGUAGAACGUCUUCAAAAUACAAAUAAUUUAUCGUCAACUGAAAUUAUUAAACUAUCGAAACAUUUGAAUUCUUCUGAUGGUGAUAUUAAUAGUACUCAAUUGAUUGAUUCUAAAGAAAAUCAUUUUAUCACAUUGUUGAGAACUUUAUUCAUACAUAUCAGCCAAUUGGUUGAUAAAACCAUAUUCGAUGAAAUCUACCAACUUGAAAGGAAGUUGUAUAAUGACACCAAAAUGUUGCUAACAAUACACACAAAUAAACAUCCUGAGGAAAUACUUUCUCGAAUUAAUUCAUUCAAAGAAAUCUGGAUGCAACUAGGUGACGUGACUAAAAAUUACUCUGAAAUAAUUAACAAGAAUGUUGAAUAUGAAAUAAAUGAAAAACUACUUUUAUGGUUCGAUUUGAUCAAACUGGCUAGGAAAUACCAAAUCUGGGAUUUGUGCUCAACUCUAUGUCGUUUAUGUCUAGUGUUUGAUGACGAUAAUUACUGGAAUGUGUUACUUAAAAAGCUGGAACAGUACAGAAUCAUCCGAACUAAACCAGUAGUCAGUUCAUCAACUACUUUGAAGUCAAAUGAAGUGAAUUCGAAUGCUCAAAUGCCACUGAGAGUAGAUCCUCAGAAUAUGUCAAAUAAACCCAAGACAACUCCACGUACAACAACGACACCUCUAGAUAUUGUCACCAGUUAUGAGUUAAAAUUGUAUAGUUCAUUGUCCGAAGUAUACUGUAUAUACGCAGAAUGUUUAUGUAUGCUCUUACGUCAACAGUCAUGUGGAAUUCAGCUGGCUGGUAAUGUUGAAAAUUUAAAGCCAGCAUGGUUAGAUACUUCUUUGCUGACCAACAGGAAUGAAAAUGCAAUAGAAGAGUUGAAUGAAUAUAGUAUACAGCUGAAAAAUUAUUGUGAAUGGUUUGGUCUUGUCAAUGAAACCGCAUUGUCAGCAUUUCAACGUAGUGCUGUAAUCUCUGCAAGAAUAGCCGAUUCGAAAUGCUUAUAUUCAUGUGCAGUUUGUGCUUGGAAUUAUUGUCUUCCAACAAUAUGUCAGAAUGAUCAUCGCCAGAUAACAACUACAUUUUCGGUGAUUUUGGAGAGUGCAAAUAAAAUUGGACUAAACUGUUUACCAGCUCAGUUGUAUACUGAAAUGGCUACAGUACUGGCUCAUGGUCUGAUUCAACCCUGGCUACCAAAGCCAUUAAAGUCAAUUGUACAUUCCGGUGAUGAAAAGAAUAAAUCACUGCCUUCUAGCACAACACAGAAAGGUCAAAAGACAAGCAGAGGAAAGUCAGCGAAACCCACCACAUAUACUGUGCCUCAAGAAGGUCAACAAUGCAUUAAAAAAGCAAUGGACUGGUUAGUACUGGCCGGGAAACUUUUUGAACCUAAUAGGUUGGAUCUACUUCAGGAUAUUGACGAAACCUACACAAUACAACCAGUUAUACCAAUAAGCACACGUUCUCGAUUGAUAAUUUGCUGGUUAUCAGCAAGACAACUAAUCUCCAGUCCACCAGUACACAGAGGUUUGUUUCCAAUGGAUCUUCAAGGUGAUAGCUCAAGCCAUGGUGAAACAAAUUAUACAUCUGAUUUUGAAGCGCAAAUGCGUAAAAUGUCACUAAGUAACCAAAAGGAAGCACAAAUUUAUGUGGAAACAUUAGUCACACGAACAUUAUUAGCUGUUCAUUCUUUAUGGCUAACACAUAAGUCGAAAUAUAUUUCUGAAUGGCCGGUAUUAGUAUCGAAACUUAUCGAUGAACAAAGUACACAGACAAUAGCAGAGUCAUCAAAACAAAUCGGCACAAAUCUGGUUGGAUUUAAAGAUGCACCUUCACUAACAGAGGCUAUGUAUUUAAUGCAAACAGCAUUUUGUGGGCAAAAACCUAAUGUACAAAUAGAGCAGCCCACUGGAAAAUCAAAUAUUAUAAAAGAACAAAGUAAAACUCCAGUCAAGUAUGAUUUACGAUUGGACCAGUCAACUGCAGAACGUUAUGUAGAACUUGAGUUGUGGACACGUUUAGCUAUGAUCGCCUUUUUAACAUCACAGUAUUCAACUGUCUUAGAUAUUAUUGACUUGGCGAAUAUUCGAAAAGAAUUAACCUGCAGUAUCAGUCCACAACAGCAUCAACAACAACAAUCUAAUGUAGACAACAAUUACUGGUUAAUUCAGUUACUGUGUCUACGUGGUUUAGCUAUGUUUGGCAUAUCGAAUCAAAUGAAAAUUGUUCGUCAACAAAAUCUAAAAUCCGGUGGGAAAUAUAAUCAGCAACAACAACAACAACAACAACAAAUGCAGCAACAGACACGUGGUAAACAACGUUUGACAGAUGUUAAAUUCAAAUGUGUGGAACUUCUGUUUAGAAAACGAAGAAUAAAUACUGGCAGUGAAGAUAGUCAAACAGUGGAAAGCAGUUUAUUUGAAGCAGGUGAAGAAGCUUUUUAUGAAGCUUCUCGGAUUGCUUACAAAGCAGGACGUUACGAUCUAUUAGUUAUGUCAACAUCAUUAUACUGGACGUUAUUAAAUCAUCCCACUUUAUCAUCAUCAUCAAGUCAAAUAGCUCAAGUUUUGCAAAAAAUACAAUCGUUCGACGAAAAAAUUCAUAAUCUAACUAAAUGGUUAAGCCACUGUCUAAAAAUUGAAGUUAGAAAUGAAUUGGCUACACAAAUUCGAAAUAAUGAAAAUAAACAAGACAAAUCAACAGAUUUAUCCAUAGUGAAAAUUGAAUCUGUUUUGAUGGAUUCAAUCAGAACCAUAAAAGAAGUUUCAAGUUUAUACGAAACAGUAACUAUAGUCCCAUAUCCAACAGUGACUCAAUUUGAAAUGGAUUUACAACUGCGAGUGAAUAUGUUUACAGCUCUGUAUGAUUUGUAUUCUGAACAGGGGAAUUUCACCAGUGCACUAGCAGUAUUGGCUAAAGCUACUCAAAACCUACCACGUACAAAACAUAGAAUGUUGCUAUUUCGUCAACUUGUCAUCACAAAAGCUAAAUUAGGCCAGUCAGUAGAAUUCGAUAUGCAGAAGUUUACAUCAGAAUCUGAGCCUUUACAAGCAAAAAUCUGGAGAGAAAUAGCUUACGCUAGUUCAGAUGUCAAUUUUCAGGUGAAAGCUUUUAAACAGUCGAUAGAUGCUAUAAAGAAUCCUGCUUACUGGACUUUGAAAUCUGAACUAUUGUUAGAAUUUUCACAGUGGUUAUUUGCACAUGGCUUUGAAGUGCCUGUGUGCAUAAGUCUAGCUGAAGAAGCUAUGGACUUACUAGGCGAUGUUUGUGCAAGAGAGUGUGAUGAAAGCCAGUUUAAAGAAUUGAAGUAUAGUCACCUGGUAUGUAAUUCAAAAAAUAUUGAAUAUUUAGAUAUUCUGAUGAGGAUAUGCGUCUUAUUAGCUGAAUUUGUCGAAGCAGUGAAUCCGGAGAUCAAAAACAAGCAUAACUUGAAUUCGUUAGAUUAUUUGAUUAUCUCUGUAAACUGUGUUAAGAAUAUUUUAAACCUUUCUGUGGCAUCAAUUGUAGAGAGUCCGCGAGUGGAACAAAGGUCACCAAAAAGUCCUAGAUCCAUUUCAGUUAAGUCAAGAUCGAAAUCAAAUGCUCAAGGUGGCGGUGAAACAAACCGUGGAAAACAAAAUCCUGAACCUAUUCAUAAGAAGAUAAUACCAAAGACGAUUGCUGAAUGGUCUGUUUUUGAAGUGUCGGAUGACAUUAUACAGGGCUGGCACAAAAAUUACACGGAUUAUGUCAGUAAACUGAUAAAUAUUAAUUCAUCUGAUUUAGAACAGAGGGAAUAUUCUGGUUUAAGUGAGAUUUAUUCACUGAAACAACAAAUUAAUCCAACUACUAUUCGAUAUCCUCUUGUGACAAUGGCAUCUUUAGAUCGCUUACUAAAUAUGAUCACUGAAAUGGGUCCAGGUCAGCUUGGUUUUCCUGUCUUAGUCCUACAGGACUGUAUUCUACGCAGUUGGGCAAGAUAUGAUAAGUCAUCUUCGUUAGCCAAUUGUACCUGUGUUGGGAAAUUAAUUCAUUUAAAAUCAAUGGAACUAUCUUGUUGUUUGGGCUUAUUGUCUGGAGUCAGUUACCAUCAAAACAAAUUGAAUCCUUUAUCACCCAAUGAACAAGAGAUAGCUGAUGCAUACACCCUAUUGAAAACGAAUCCAUCUAGUCAGUAUUUAAAAGAUUUGAUCAAAAAUUGGAUUGAUUUAGCCGAUCGACUUACUCGAAUUGGUCAGUUUUCCUAUGCACAUAGAUUUCUACAUGUAUCUGAACAAUUGUGUCAACAUGAAAACAGUCAAAUGGUAUACUGGUUACUUGCAAGAGCUCGUCUAUCUCUAGCAGAAGGUCAAUAUAAACUAACUAGAACGCUAAUUUCAAAAAUAUUUGAUUCUGAAAUAGAAGAUGAAUCAUUCUGGAUUGAGUGUCUGUCUAUACGUAUUGACGCUUUAUGCUAUGAUCCUGAUCUAACAGCUCAUGAUCUUGGUUCACUUGAAAUGAAUGAACAAACCUCAGUGAAUUAUACCUCAUGCCCACUACAUUUUGGAAUAGAAAAGGCCAUUGAAGAAAUAGAAUCAGCUGAAAGAGAUUUACAGAAAAGAAGGGAACAGUGGAAGUCUAGAGAAAGUUGGUUUAACAAGCUGACAGGUAUUCUGUUAUCAAAGAAAGCUCAGUUAUUUGCCAGAAUUGACCAAAUGAAUUAUCAUUAUGCUACACUGUUCAGUUCAACGGAUAAAUCGUCAAACUCUGGCUUAUGCUUACGCCCUGUAAACUUACUGAUGAAUACAAAUGGUGCUCCAAAAUUAUUUGAAGAAAUUAUCCACCUUUUUGCUCCGCAUAAUAAACGAACUGCUUUAAGAUUAGGCUGGAUGCCUUUAUUAGCCUAUUGGGUCAAUGCAUUCAAAGCUGAAGUCAAUGUUCAGGUCAUUCACUUACGCAAAGAAUUACGUCAUCCAUCAACAACUUGUCUUUCUUUUGUGACUACAUUAAAAGUCGCACGUCAAUGCCUAAACUUUGCUCAAGAAACCGUUGUAUUGGCUGAAUCAUUCAGCAAUACAAAUGAACUGAAAGGAUGUAGUUUACCAGUUCGUCGAGAAUUAAUCGAAGUCAAAUUUAUGUUGGUCACCAUUCUACACAGUAUUAUGAGUCUUCAUGUAAUGUAUAUGAAAGCUAAGCUACAAGAAAGCACUUUAAAAGACCCACUGUUUUGUGCUGUUGAAAACUAUAUUGGUGAAAAUUCAUUAGACAGUUUACCGGAAACUUUAAAUAACUACGAACAACCUAAACAGAUAUGGGAUCGUACCAUCUUGACAGCAUUCGAUGAAAUAUACUCUCUAUUAUCAGAUAUCUUUAUAAUGAGUGAAAAACAACCUCAUCUACUAGCACAGUGUUUUUUCUACAUGGGAGAAUCGUUGUAUCUAUGUGGUCUGUUGUUGAUACCAGAUUUACAAGAUUAUUGGACUGACCACAGCGGUGAAGCUGCCAAUUUGGUCAACACUGUUGUACGUGAGUUAUUGGAAAAAAAUACUGAAGACGUGAAUUUGCAUUCUGGGUUCCGUUGGAGAAAUCGCAAUGAUGUAAUCAAUGAUUUGAGAACUUACGAUUCAGUCAUGAAUUUAUUUUCACAAGCUUCAUCAUUGUACAUCAUUUCCCUAAAAAUCUGCUUUGCUCAAAACUUCAUGGGUUUGGCUCGUCAAGUAACCGAAUCUUUGUUAAAUUUAUUUGGCGGAAUUCAUGAAAGUGUUUCUGUUUUAACACAAGACUUACUCAUCGCAUUUCAAAGUUGUUCAACGGCAGUUCGACUACGGACUCACUUCUGGCUGACAUUAUUGGCGUAUGAUGCACGUAAAUGUUCUGGUGGUACUCAGACCAGCUUUGAUACACAAAAUGAAUUUUCCGACAGAUCUAUUUUGAGCUCCUCAGAAGCUCUUAUUCGUCAGUUAUUAUGGUUAUCUCCAUCCAGUGUUUAUAGUGAUUUAUGUCUGUUCACAACAUGGGGAUUCUGUUCCACUACUGAGCCUUCUUCUUAUCCUGAAACGCUAGCCUGGAUAACAGGAAUUAUAUACAACUUAAUAUCUAGUCGUUUGCGUUCCACUGGCGGUUUAUGUGGUGGAUCAGAGGAUCACUGUGUCUCCGCUAGUCCAUGGUUGUCAAGUGUCCUGAAAACUUUAGCAUCACAGUCACAAGCUUGGAGAGUAACUGAAGUGAAUCCUUCAAUAAUCUUUGAUUCUAACAAAAUUAUCCAGUCAACAUUGAGCUCACUACCUGGAUCCAAUUUACAAGCAGCUAAAUACUGGAAUCUUCUUAUCAUGGAACAUUCUAUAAAUUCUUGUUUUCUGUAUGCUGCUGUACCUAAAGGCAUGAACAGAGCAACUUCUACACGAAGUCAUCGACCAAGUAUACCAACUAACAAAAGUAAUAACAAAGCAGGAGACUGUCAAUAUACCUUCUUGAAGAUAGAGACAGACCCAGUCACAAAAUGUAAAUUAAUUUGUUCAUGGAAGAAUAGUUUAAAUAAUCUGGAUGAACAGUUGAAGAAAUACGCAAAUAUUAAGAGUAACAACAAUAUCUUAUCUAAAGAAGUAAAUCAAAUAAUUACGAUGAAAAGCCGUUUGUUUAAGAACUCCACUGAAAAAGUCCUGUUGUUCAAUUAUUUGGAGCCAAUAUUUGAAACCUUAUCUAAACACUGGAUACCUGAGACAACUUCCAAUAGUAGUCAUAUAAGAUCUAAUACUGAUACUAUCAGCGUCAGUGAUCAAAAGAAUAUAAUUCCCGAAAUUAAUAUCGCUGAACAGUUGUCUUUUUAUUUUGAACAACAUUUCAAUAGUCAGUCAAAUAUUCCUAGUGAUGGGUUGGUAGUAAUUUCAGAUUUUUGGUUGAAUGAACUACCUCUGGAAUUUUUAAUAACGAAUACUCUACUUACUGAGUUAUGUAUUAGUGACUGCCCGUUGUAUAGACGACAAAGUUCUCUUAUUCGAAGAGGUCAAACAACAGCAGCAUCUAAUUCUAGCAAACAGAACCGUUCACCUGCGUUGAAGAGAAUGAAUAGAGUUUUACCAUUCAGCUGGUUGACACGAGACUUUAGUGUACAGCUGCUUUAUUCACGUUUAACAGGACAUCAGAAUACACAGAAAGCUGACGAUCAGUCAACUGAAAAUCAUGAACAAAGUGUACAACAUAAAACGGCUAGGAAAACAGAUAUCAUUCGUGGAUCUAGCCGACAUCCUCUGUUGCGUGACACUGGUGCAAAACUACCACCGUUACAAUCUUCCAAACAGCAAAACUCAGGAUGUCUAGUGGUCAAUACUACGUGUAUGCGUUAUCUGGUCGAUCCAUUUCUAGACACUGAAAUAGUUGGUGCUGACACAACUACUAGUGCUUCCAGCGAGAUAGCUGUUGGCAAUGAUGAUGAUAAUAAUAAUAAUGAUAACGCAAAAUUCACUGGAAUCUCACUUAAAAGUCACCUUCAGUUAUUAUUGAAAGAGCCGUCAACACGUAGUCAGCAGUUCACUUCACGUUGGAUUGGUUUAAUGGGUGACUGGGAAUUGGGGAAAAUACCAACUAAGGAAGAAUUAACCGUGUUUUUAAAUGAAGGAGCCAGUGGACUAAUCAGCUAUAGUACUGAGUCUUUCUUAUCGUAUUUACCUCCUUCAGCAUUUGUUAAUUUAUCAAUUCCUAAUUGCUACUUUAUUUGUCAUCUGGAUAAAAUUUAUACAAGAAGUAGUCGCCUCCGACAAAUGAAAUUAGAUGCUCAUAAAACGAUAAUAGAACGUGAAUUGGAGCAAGCUUUAACUACAGCUGUCACGUCGACACUAACUGGAUCACGCUCUGUGAUAACUCUGCAGUGGCCUACAAGCUUAAAAAUCAAUCAGUUUAGAUUAGAAAAACUAUUAGGAUAUUUACUAGAUCAAGCCUAUACUAUUGGACAGUCAACUAUGCUGAUACAGUAUGAACUUUUUAAAAAAGAACUAGAUGAAUACAAAGUGCGUUUAAAACAAAUCAAUGAAGUCAAGGUCAUUCAAAUGUCAAAAGAAAACUCACUGGAUGAAAUGAAUCAUCAUGAAGGAAAAUAUGAAAAUAUACAGAUGAAAAUGACACCAACAUUGGAACCAUUCAAUAUGAUUGUUUAUGGAUUGCCGAAUAUUUCUUUUGCUUAAUUUAAUGGAUCACAAAAUAAAGUACUCUUAAUGGUGUCAUCUUUCAUAUUCAGAUUCAAUUUUUUCUUAAUGUUACAGAAUGAAAGCAGAGAAAAACACUCAAAAUCAACUGCAGGAAAUAUUGAGUAGUUCUUUGAUUUACUUUUCCUGACCAAACAUACAAUUUUCAAUCGAAACUAUGUCAAAAAUAUAUAUUG